Molecule: messenger RNA, 1836 nt
Organism: Drosophila ficusphila
Lineage: Eukaryota; Metazoa; Arthropoda; Insecta; Diptera; Drosophilidae
Exons: 4
Coding region: 108-1622 (504 amino acids)
Source: RefSeq, a predicted model, not a curated record
UUUCAUUGUUAGUCCAUCACUAAUGCAUUUCUCAUAUAAAAUGACGCCUCCACCGCCAACAAAUUUAAAUACAAUUGUGAAAUUGAACCAUAACGCAUUUAAGCGCCAUGACUACCUUCGGAGCUGAAGUGGAUCAGGUUUGGCCAGCGGUCAUCGGAGAUCGUCAGCCACUAACUGAUUUUGGACGUAAAUUGCUAAAAGAUUGCCGGCAGGUGAAGAAGCCUGUUGCUGGUGAUGAUGAUCUGCGCGAGCUGAUGGACAGGUCUAGGGAGUUUCCCCUGGAGUUUGGCGUGGAGAGCGUCCGCGUAAAAAGGCAAUCUCCCCAGCGGAUGGGCGCGAUUAACGAGCAGGUGUCCUCCGUUUAUCCGGUGAUACAUGAACGUACUCUGGGCCUCUAUCUGCAGUACCUGGAGCACAAGUGUCGUUGGGGAAAUUCCGUGGAGAAGCCCAUCUACCAGCCUCUUUCCCUGUGCGGGUUUGUGCAACGCCUGCUGGAGAAGCGCUGCGCCAGCUUCUUUGCCCGCAAUGACAAGUUCCUGCUGCUCAGUGGCGAGACCGGUGCCAGUGGCUUCGAACCGGUGGGCACCCCGGAAGAGAAGGCACCUUUAGUGCUAGCCAACGUGCUCAGUUACGACGACGUCAAGCUGUCCGCCCUGCUCUCCGUGAGUUCCCACACGGAGUUCAUCAACGAGGGCGAGCGGGCCAAUUGCGGACGCGUCGAUCCGAAGUCCAAAACUCUGCAACAGAGCGGGGUCAUUGUGGGCAUGAUUGGAGCCCGGCUGUCGCGACGCAAUCUCAUGGAGUUCCAGGACAUUGUGAUAGCACGCCAGCAGAACACUGCGGAACGGGGCUACGGGAUGGCCUUGGAUAAACCAGCCGGAACGCGGGAAGAGGAUUAUCGGCGCCUGUGGCGCGGAUUCUAUGCCACACGUGACCUCAUUCACGGCGAGGCCACCAUUGACAACCGGCGGUUUGGGCCCUCCAAAAACAAGCAGGACGUCUUCGACAAUCUAGUGAUGAAACGGCGCUACGCCAUCAGCUUCGAUAUGCUGCUCCUGGAAGCGCAGGCGAGGGCUCAGCAGGUCGGCAAGCUGACCUACAUCCAUGUGGUGGGCUUCGGCUUGGGCGUAUGGAAGGCGGCUCCCCAGCAGGAGCGCAUCUUUCUGGAGGCCUUCGAGCAGCGCAUGCGCACGCUGGGAAAGCGGCUUAGUAACGUGGGACUUGUGCACUUCUCCUGGUUCUCGAUCACCGACUGCGGCGGCUUGCGAAACGGGUCGCUGGUGAAGAUACCAGGCCAUCCAGCAGGCGGCAUCAGGGUGCUCAUAUCCAAGCGCAAUCCGGCACAGAAGUUGAGUGACCCCGAGCACGCGGACAUGCUGCUCGUGGUGUCCUACGCAUGGGAUGGUAACGCUCUGCCUGGAAACGAGUUUUGGAUGAAAAUGCUCAAGUCCACGGGGGACUCCUCGACGGCCUGCUCCACAUUGGUGGCCGAGCUGCAUAAUCCGCACAUCAACACGGUCUUCUGCAACGGGAGCAACCUGCACAUCGCCUCCCUGGAACAUGGCGUGCUCCACAUUGCAGAGUACGCCAAGCGGGUGAUCAGCAGCCAGAGUGACACCUAAAGAGAUACGCGAAUCUGUCGACUAUCUAAUCUUAUCUAAUCGUGUGUGCGUAGCUACUGUUCUUUCCACACUUGCUGUAGGUCAAUUCCGUGACCUUUUGACGGAAGCAUGACAAGGAUAAUCCCAUCAUAUAACCAUUUUAAAAAUAGUUUAAAGCAGCUAAGAGCUUCUCAAAACAUCAAAUGCAAUAAAAUAGGUACAUUGGUUCAACCAG